Molecule: messenger RNA, 4717 nt
Organism: Cyprinodon tularosa
Lineage: Eukaryota; Metazoa; Chordata; Actinopteri; Cyprinodontiformes; Cyprinodontidae
Product: NACHT, LRR and PYD domains-containing protein 3-like
Exons: 14
Coding region: 202-4512 (1436 amino acids)
Biological process (GO): regulation of apoptotic process
Molecular function (GO): protein binding
Source: RefSeq, a predicted model, not a curated record
ACAGGAAAGAGACGGAAACAGGAAGUUUGAGCUGCUGUAACAAAGUACAACUGCUUCUCUCAGUAAAUUCAGCUCUUUCUGUGAAAAGCUGGACUUACUUCAAAACUAAAUAAAAAGGAUGAAGAAAUGACACCGGUUAGAAAAAAAAGUGUAUUUCGUUGAACAUCUGACACAGAGCCAAGAAGGCAACGACCUGCAAACAUGGAACAGAAUAAACUUGUAGACAGUGUUAAACUUAACCUUAAAGCGCAUGUUCGGAAGAAAUUUACCUGGACUUACGAGGGAACAGACAGUCGGACCAAACUUAAAGAUGUUUACACAAAGCUCUUCUUUGUCGAACAGGUUGACCAACAUGGCUGCAAACCACAUGAGACUUUUCAUCAUUUUAUGCUCCCUAAUGAGGAGUCACCAUAUUUGGGGUUAGGCUAUGAAAAGAUUAACAGCCUGGACAUUUUUAAAUCAGGAAAAAAGUUUUCCCAGCAACAACCAACACAAAGCAAGUCCACCCAAAGAGUGAUGACAAAAGGUAUCGCUGGGAUUGGGAAAACGUUUGCUGUCCAAAACUUUUCUUUACACUGGGCAGAAGGAGAAUCCAAUCAGCACAUUGGUUUCAUCUUCAUCCUUCCUUUCAGAGAGCUGAACCUGCUUAAAGACGGGGAACACAGUCUGAUGCAGCUUCUUCUUUACUUCUACCCUGAACUGAAACCACUCAAAGAUACAAAACAUCUGACUAAUGAGAAGGUGCUGUUUAUCCUUGAUGGCUUAGAUGAAAGUAGGUUUUUACUGAACUUUGAGGAAGCCAUGAUUGUAAGAGAGAUAAAUGAAAAAACAUCGGUUGAAUUGCUGCUGAUCAACUUGAUCAAAGGUCAUUUGAUGCCCAAUGCUUUGCUCUGGAUUACAUCCAGACCUGCUGCAGCUUCUCAGAUUCCUCCAGAGCACAUUGACCUGGUCACUGAAGUACAGGGAUUCACUGACCAAGAGAAGAACAACUACUUCCAAAAGAGACUGAGUUCUGUCCAGGAGGCUGAGCGACUGCUUUCAUGUCUGAAAGGGAUGAUAAGUUUCCAUUUAAUGGGACAUAUCCCAGUUUUCUGUUGGAUCAUUGCUGAGGUGUUUAGGAAGGGAUGGGAUGACAAAAGCAUCACAACAAUGACAGAGUUGUACAUCCGCUAUGCUCUGAUCCAAACAAAAAGGACAACAUGGAAAUAUGAGACAAAGAGUUCCAAGAACAAAGCCCAAAAGAAGAUCAAGUCAAAGAACGAUAACCUCCUGUUCAAUCUAUCCAAACUGGCCUUCGAACAGCUGUGUAAAGGAAACAUCAUCUUCUAUGAAGAAGACCUCAUAGAGUGUGGCAUCAAUCCUGAUGAAGCUUCUUGGUUUUGUGGGUUUUGCUCAGAGAUUCUGAAGCAAGAAUUUGGUCUGUACCAAAAAAAGAUGUUCAGCUUUGUACAUUUGAGCUUCCAGGAGUUUCUAGCAGCUGUUUACGCAUUCAACUGCUGCAAGACAAAGAACCUUGAACCUCUGAGGUCCUUCCUGGGUUUCAUCCCUACAGAUCUGAGCUUCUUUGAAUUGCAGAAAACUGUUGUGAACAAAGCCCUGCAGAGUGAAAAAGGUCAGUUUGACCUUUUUCUCUGUUUUUUCCUUGGACUCUCAUUAGAGACAAAUCAAGAAAUGAUGCAACAGUUGCUUCCCCAGACAAAGGCCAGCACAGAAACCACUGAGAGACUAAAGAUGUACCUAAGAAAAUUUCAUGCUGGAAGCAUCCCAACAGAGAGGUGCAUCAAUCUUUUUCUUUGCAAAUAUGAACUAAAAGAAAACGAGUUUCAGGAUGAUAUUGGAAGGUACCUAAAAUCAGGAGCAAGACUCUCACCUAUUGACUGUACCGUUCUAUCAACCCUGCUAAUGAUGUCUGGUGAAGUGAUUGAAGAACUCGAUCUGACAAGAUGCUACACACCACCAUUUGGAACUGAGAGGUUUCUGAGGCUAAUAAUGAACUGCAGGAAGGCUGUGCUCAAGAGCGAACAUGUGGGAACAUUUGACCUGGAGAUAGUGUUAUCUGUUCUUCAGUCUGCCAACUCAAGCUUACAAGAGCUGUGUCUGCAUGGUCUUUAUAACACUGGGGGGGAUUUCCCUUAUGAUCUCUGUUAUGCGCUGGAAAGUCCACAAUGUAGACUACAAACCUUGAGGGUGUCUGGUUUCUCACUGGACUUAAGGCGUUGUAACACACUUGCCACCAUUCUUCAAUCCAAACUGUCCAACCUGACAACAUUGGAUUUGACAAACUGUAUUUACAGCUACAAUCAAGAUCACUCUGAGUAUUAUUCAAAACAUGAGACGAAGGAGAAAUAUGAGGAUUUCAUUGAUGACCUAACACCAUUGACUCUAAUUUGUGCUGGUUUGAUUGGACCUCUCUGCAAGCUGAAGGAAUUUAGUAUGAUGAAGUGUCUUUUGAGAAGCAGAUGUUGUCAGGUGUUCGCUUCAGCUCUCAGCUCCAACAGCCAGCUGAGGAAACUCAAUCUCAGUUACAAUGAGAUCCAGGAUUUGGGGGUGCAGCUACUGUCAGCUGGACUAGGCAAUUCAAAAUGUCAGCUGGAGUCACUCAGACUGGCAUGCUGUGGGAUCACAGCGGAAGGAUGUGCUUCUUUGGCUUCAGCUCUGAAGUCCAACCCUUCCCAUCUAAGAGAGCUGGACCUCAGCUAUAACUACCCUGGAGAGUCUGGAAUGAUGGUGCUCCUUGAGAGACUGAAAGAUCCAAAAUGCAGACUGGAAAUACUUAAUCUGGAUCAGAAUGAAGAACAUUGGGUCAGACCACAGCUUCUGAACAAAUAUGCCUGUAAUUUGACCUUUGACAUCAAUACAGCCAAUGAACACCUUAUCCUGUCUGAAUGUGGCAGACAAGUUACUUUAACAGAGGAGAAGCAAACUUAUCCUGAUCAUCCUGACAGGUUUGAAUGCAGGGGUCAAGUGCUGUGCAGAGAGGCUCUAUCUGGACGCUGUUACUGGGAGGUGGAGUGGACAGCGUGCGGUGUGAACGUUGGUGUUGCCUUUAAGAAUGUUAAGAGGAAAGGAUGGGACGCAGAAAUACUAAGGAGUGAUGAAACCUGGUUAUUUUAUAAUUAUUCAUCAAGGGGUUUCUCAUUUCAACACAGACAUCAGGCUGUCUUCCUUCCACUCCCAUUUAUUGAUGUUAAAGCAUUCCUGGCCCGACCCAUGAGACUGGGCAUAUUUCUGGACUCAACUGCUGGCAUUCUGUGUUUCUAUUGGCUCUCUGAUGACACAAGGACUCUGCUUCACACGUUCCACUCAACUUUUACUGAGCCUGUUUACCCUGUAUUUAGUACUCUUGGAGGUUCUCUUACCCUGCCAGCUGUUGAAAAGCUGGAAAUGGAUCAUGUUCCAUUGGGCUUCACGCCUGAGGUCAGCAGAGAGAGAAUCGGUAUCUCUUACAGCUUCCAGUUUCCAGGCUCAGGUCUGUAUCGAUGUUCUCUGACUGGUCUGGUGUUCAGAGUGACGCAUAAAGGGGAAGUGAUGUACAGGACUCAGAUUUGGGACGACAUGCUCCUGCAGCUAUCUAAUAAACAGCCUGGUGGACCUCUGUUCAGCAUCCAGUGCCCUCAGGACUGCAUCGGUGAACUGCAGCUGCCACACUGUGAACCAGAACCAGCUCUGGUGUCUGACUGCCUCUAUGUUGGCCACGUCACUGAUGAUGGGAUGAGCAUCAUUCAGCCGCUGAAGGUCACAGAAACCCACGUGGCUGUAAGAGUCCCUCACCUGUCUGGCUUUGGCAUCAUAUUGGACCGUAUCAAAAAGAUAAAAGCCCACCUGAUGAAGCCGAUUCGGGGCCAAGUUCUGCUGUUCCUGAGACACCUGCAUCGACCUCUCAACAUCCUCAGUGUGAUUCUGCUGCCGAGCAACGUUCCUCUGCAGGAUGUGAAAGAGCAUCACACAGACUCCGAGUUCAUCCAGGCUCCGUCCUUCAGUUUCUUCCACAAGAGCAAAACGUACAGCCUCCAUAGCGACCCAGACGGCUUUACAAUCCAACCUAAAGCCGCUCAGUUCUUUGAGAACUAUGGGCCGAAUUACCACGCCACGUUUGAGAUCACGCUGCCAACGAGCACAGAGGAAGUGACUGUGAUGGUUCGGAGUCUUGAAGAGGAGAAGGUCUGGGACUAUGUCCUCCAUCUCCCAGUUUCCGUGUCUCCUGCUUCUGCAGAGGACAAGCGACCUCGACUCAGGGAAAGUUUAUCAGCGGAUGAGAAGCUGAGAACCGUCCGGCCAGACUUCAUCUAUCAGGUGUCUAAUCCGGUCCUGAACAAACUGCUGGACGAGCUGCAGCACUGCAGGGUGAUAACAGACGAUGAGGCCGAGGACAUCAGAACCAGAACCAGAUCAGAAAAAGCCAGAGAACUCAUCGACAGCGUGAGGAAGAAAGGAGCAGAGGCCAGCUCUAAAAUGAUCUCUGCGUUAUGUUCCAACGAUCAGUAUCUGAGCAAUGAGCUGGGCUUAUUAUGACGGACCAAACCGGACCGAGACCAGAAGAUCUCAUUUAUACAGAGAGAUUUAAAACGGUUUAAUCUUUAGUUUGACAGAUAAUUAUUAAAAUGGUUGGUCUGUUUUACAUUGUUCUUAAGAAGAUUAACCUUUUUGUAGUGUCAAGCAGUAAUUAAACAAUAGUUAUAAAGGAACUGAAUUAAAUAAUAAAGACAAUUACAAGAAA